AUGGCGUCAAUUUCGAGACCAAGAGACCGGAGCGACUUUCGCGUUGCCAUCUUCUGCGCUCUCCCGCGAGAAGCCGAUGCCAUUUUCCUGCUCUUUGAUCAUUUCUGGGACGACGGCGAUUCGAGUUACGGCCGCGCCGAGGGCGACCCAAACCACUACACGAACGGUUGGAUUGGGCAGCACGAUGUCGUCCUCGCACAUCUGCCAGGAAUGGGGACGCAGAAUGCAGCAGCAGCGGCGGCGAGUCUCAGAACCAGCUACACCGAGCUGAAGCUGGUGUUCUUAGUCGGCAUAUGCGGCGGAGUGCCCAAGAUUAACGGCGUUGAUGCCUUCUUGGGCGACGUUGUUAUAAGCAAGAGCGUUGUUCAGUAUGACUAUGGCCGCCGAUAUCCCGACCGCUUCGACGUGAAAGACACAACGGAAGACAGCCUCGGGCGGGCAAAUAAGGAUAUCCGAGGUUUGAUUGCCUGCAUCGAAAUGCAAGGGGAGAAGGCGUUCUUGGAAGACAAGGCUGGAAGGUAUCUCAGACGAGACAUCCAAAACAAGACAGAACCAUCGGGCCCGCGGCGCCUGAAGGGUGGCCGGAAAUACAGGAACCGGGGAUUGGGCGAAGAUCGACUCUACAAGGCCGAUUACAUCCACAAACAUGACGAAGGGUGUAAUGUAUGUCGGCGAAGACCCUGUGAGUUGGCAACUAAAACCUCAUGCUCCGAUCUUGGCUGUAGUACUUCCAAGUUGGUUUUGAGAACUCGGUCUUCGGAUAGAAAUGCCGAGAACUAUAAACCUGCAAUUUCCAUCGGAAGAGUCGGGUCAGGCAGCACCGUCAUGAAGUCUGGUGAGGACAGAGAUCGAAUCGCCACGGAGCAUGGUAUUGUUGCAUUUGAAAUGGAGGGAGCAGGUGUUUGGGACGAGGUUCCCUGUCUUAUUGUUAAGGGAAUCUGUGACUAUGCUGAUAGCCACAAGGAUAAAAGAUGGCAAGACUUUGCGGCUGCCACAGCGGUUUCUGUGAUGAAGGCUAUCCUGGGCAGAUACGUUACGAACGAUAGGGUUCGGUCUUCCCUGAGUCCAUCAAGCUUUGGGGAAUCCCCUCACUGCCAUACCAUCCCUUAUAUCCGCAACCACGAGGUUGUCAAACGCCAGUUAGAAGUGGAAAAACUGCACCAGCUUCUAUCAAACUCGUCGGCAUGCCAAGUAGCUGCUCUUUGGGGACUAGGAGGGUCAGGAAAAACGCAAAUAGCUCUGCAAUACGCAUACCAGAGAUGGGAUGCUCGAGAUUGCUCUGUUUUUUGGGUACAUGCUGACAUGGAAGCUACAUUCAUCCAGGAUUAUAAAACUAUCGCCCGGAAACUGGGAUUGGAUGACAUCGAAAAUGAAGAGAACCUCAUGGAGGCUGUCCGAGACAAAAUCGAAUCCCUGGAGAGCUGGGUACUUGUCGCUGAUAAUACUGACGACAUCAAAGUUUUCCUCCCUGGGCAAAGUAGUAAAAAGACUGCGAAUUUGAUCCGCUAUAUCCCCCAGUCAGCUGGAAAGUCCGGAACAGUACUUUGGACAAGCCGGGAUGAGAGGAUUGACAUAAUUGUUGGAUCCGGCCGAGCGAUCGAGAUCUCCCGAAUGACAGAGGCAGAGGGACGGAAGCUACUCUACACUAAAUGGAACAAGAAGGAUAUCGAUGCCAAAGAUAUCAAAAUCACCAAGCUUUUGGAAGAGCUCGAGUGUGAGUAUCUGAGUAUGCUUUCCAGAAAGAAGCAUCGAUGGGAACUAUUUAAAGCGAGUGAGACAGCAGAUAUCCAGCAGACGCCAGGGGUUCCUAAUAGUGUACUUGGAACGUGGCACAUCUCCAUCGAGCGCAUUCAAAAGGAAAACCAGUUGGCCUAUCACAUAUUGAAUGUACUGGCAUAUGUCAACAAUCAGAACAUAUCGGAAAAGAUGGUGGCAGAAUUCGCAAGAUAUCAUGGGAAAAGACCCCCGAUCGACUACAGAGAUUUAAAGGAUUGCAAAAAUGACGGGGUUGUGGUCGACGACGACGAUUUAGACGGACCAGACAUUGAGAUACUGACAGCGCUGGCGAGGCUGAAAGAGUAUGCAUUUAUACAGAUACACCGGGAUGGUAAAAAGCAGAAGAGCUAUAAUAUGCACAAGUUGGUGCAAGAUGCCGCCCGAUUUGGAUUAUCUGCUGGUUUGAUGGCUAAUGAGCCAAGAUCCGGAACGAGCAGCGGAGGUGAACAAUAUUACGCUGCAAUUGCGCUGAAGGUGAUGGUGAGGCUUUUCCCACAUCUCAGUUCGGGAAUGUGGCAACAAAGUGAAAAGUAUGUCGAACAUGCUGUGCAAGCAGCAGAGUGGGCUGAGAUAUCAGGAACGCCAAUUCGUGCAGCAGCGCUCCUUCUACGAGCCUGUGCCUUCCUCAUGCACCGUGGCCACAGUCUCGAAGCCAGGCGCCUUGAACUGCUGAAAAAGGGCGCGUCGCUUUGUCAACAGGCUCUAGGAGGACGGCAUCGAGACACCCUCUACAUCAAGCUUGCGCUCGCAGAGACACAUUAUCAAAAUGGCGACGACCAGGUGGCUAAGGAUUUGACAAACCAAGUGUAUACGCUCCAGCGGGAGGUGCUCGGCAACACAGAUCCCGAUACAAUCGACACCUUGAUGCUGAAGACGGAUAUUCUCUCUAAAGAGGGAAAAUCUGAAGAGUCAGAUCAGCUCCUCAGCCAGGCAAUGCGCCGUUGUAGGGGUCGCGGAAAAGAGAAAAGUGAUGUAGCUGCGGUGAUCUUGGAGCAACGAGCAUGGCUGAGUAAGUGGCAAGGCGACUAUGAGAAAGCGACAAAGCUGGCCAAAUCUAGCCUCAAAAUCUACCAGAAGAAGAAAGCAGACCUUUGGCGAAUUGUUCAAUGCAUGGAACUCUUGGUCAAGUUGUAUAUCCACAUGGGCAGAUACAGCGAGGCUGUGCGAGUAGGCGAAUCUGCCUUGGAUCUGGCAAAGGCUCAAUGGGGAAGUAAAGAAAGUUCGACGAUUGAGCUCAUGCACGGUUUGGCCAAGUCGUAUUUUGCGCUAGGACAGUAUGCCAAAGCCGAGCCCCUUGCAAAGGAAGCGGUGCGAUUACGCCAAGAUCUGUCGGAAUUACCGCAUCAUGCCGCCUUGAUGCGUGAAUCGAAGCGCCUCCUCACAAAAAUGUCCACACUUGGGUAUUGA
Molecule: messenger RNA, 3183 nt
Organism: Clonostachys rhizophaga
Lineage: Eukaryota; Fungi; Ascomycota; Sordariomycetes; Hypocreales; Bionectriaceae
Source: the annotation of a GenBank genome assembly